Molecule: messenger RNA, 972 nt
Organism: Blumeria graminis f. sp. triticale
Lineage: Eukaryota; Fungi; Ascomycota; Leotiomycetes; Helotiales; Erysiphaceae
Source: the annotation of a GenBank genome assembly
AUGCGUGAGCCUGCCUUUCUCGCACAUUCCAAUGAACUUGGUGUCUUGUCGGUGGAGUUUUCAGGCGGACAGACAAAAUUUGGGGUUGACUCGGGACCCUCAGCUCUAAUUUCUUGCGGGCUCCUCGCCCAGCUACAGGAUGAAUUAGGUUACAAGCUCUUCCUCGAUAAUGUCUCAUGUCGUUACAAUGAUCAGGUACUGGCCGAUGAGUCCAACUUUCGUGGCAUGAAGAACCCUCGUGCAGUAUCCGCCGUCACAAAGGAACUAUCAGAAAAAGUCUAUACCCAGGCCAAAGAAGGAAGAUGUGUGUUAACACUCGGUGGAGAUCACAGUAUAGCGAUUGGAACUAUUUCAGGGUCUGCAAAAGUUAUUCGCGAGAGGCUUAACAAAGACUUGGCGGUUAUCUGGGUUGAUGCUCAUUGUGAUAUUAACACACCUGAAACGAGUGAAACUGGAAAUAUUCAUGGCAUGCCAGUUGCUUUCCUAACGGGCUUGGCCAGAGAAGAGAGGCCAGAAAUCUUCGGAUGGCUACAAACUGAUAAUCUAAUCAGUACCAAAAAUCUAGUUUACAUCGGCCUUCGCGAUGUAGAUAAAGCAGAGAGACUAAUACUCAAAGAGCACGGUAUCAAGGCAUUCAGCAUGCAUGAUAUUGAUCGUCACGGUAUUGGGAAUAUAAUGGACAUGGCCUUGGGAUAUAUAGGCAGCGAGCAUCCUAUCCAUCUCUCUUUUGAUAUUGACGCAAUUGACCCUAUGUGGGCCCCCAGCACUGGAACGCCAGUACGCGGGGGACUGACCCUUCGCGAGGCCGAUUUCAUAGCUGAAUGUGUACAUAAAACAGGCAGCCUUGUUUCUAUGGAUAUGGUCGAAAUAAACCCAAAAUUAGACGCAGGAAAUGAAGAUUUUGGGGCCCACCAAACUAUCCGAAGUGGCUGUUCCUUAAUUAGAUGUGCCCUGGGAGAGUCUCUCCUUUAA